CCGGAAGUGUAACUUGUCUGUUCAAAACUUGAAUUAACAAACCAUCUUUAAGCUCCCUAUAAUUCAUGUGACUUUGAGCUUCAUCUGCAAUACUAUUCAAGCUUGGGUAGAUAGACCUGUGAUAGAACUUUAUGACAGUAUUGAUGACAACAUCAGCACACUCAUCAGCUUGACGUUAGCAUCAUGACAGAACCACAAAUAUGAGUCAUUUACACAUUUUAGUUUUACUGCUGCUAUACACUAAUCUAGCCGAGUCGUACUUUUAUCCUAUAAGCUGCGAAAAGUGCGGCGAGAAAGAAGAAUCGCUUUUCAGUCAUACAGAACAUGCCAGCGACCUCGUUGGUUUGAUGGUCAAUAGUAUUUUGAUUCCAAUCAGCCACGGAUUAUGCAACUUGUGGGUCAAUUUUGUGGAGGUUUAUGACUGUAUCACCAGCCAAUACGCUGCAACUGAACCAGAGGUAGAACAGCCAAGUUCUAUAACGCAAUGGAUGAUGACAUGGUUAGGAUUCGUAGAAAAAGAAGAAACUAUGGAAAAAUGCUCAUACCACUCAAUAACAAUUGUUGUUGGCUCCCUUCUAUUGAUGGCCAGCAUCGCUUUCUCUACGAAAAAGAUGGUGGAUUACCUUAGAGAAGAGCCGUGUCUCGAUGUACAGCCUAGAGGUAGUUUUAACAAGAAAUUCAAUAUAUGUAAUUGUAAAUUAAAUGAUGCUGUGUAUGCCUGAGAUUGAGUUUAUAUUCGUAAUUUGUAUGUCUGAGCAGUCCGUAGGUCCUCUGGCCGUUAUUACGGAUGUGCCAGCUCAGGUUGCGUAAAGCAGGACGGUUAGACAAGAAGUGACAAGAUUUCCUCACACAUGGAUGCAGUAGAAAUAUAAUAUGCUGAUACAGAGGAUGUUAACAUGUGAACUUCAAGGCGCGAGAUAAGAUUCCAUAGCGUAGCGACAAUGCUAGCAAGAAAUACA
This is a messenger RNA of Acanthoscelides obtectus, 959 nucleotides long. Lineage: Eukaryota; Metazoa; Arthropoda; Insecta; Coleoptera; Chrysomelidae. The record is from the annotation of a GenBank genome assembly.